AUGUCAGCUCUCAGCAAUACUUGUCCUGAAGCCGUAACUAGUGUCAAUCUUAGUCAGGAAAUUAUAAGAACUGAAUAUACAACAAAUAUAACUGACGACGUAUUCGAAGAAGCUCAAUCUGAUUCUAGCCCUAAUUUUAAUGACGAAUACCUUUCAAAAGUAAUUGAACACACUGAAUUAAUUCAAAAAACUCUAGACGGUAGUAGAAGUGUCACUCGAUUAAACAAGGAUAGUAUCAAAAAGUCUUUAGAAGAAAUUAGGCGCAGCACCCAGCACUUACACGAUCAAGUUAAAAAUAUUUUGUGUCAUUCAACGUUAUCGGCUGAAAAUAAAACUGUCUCAAUCAUCAAAAAUACAAUCAGAGAAGAGUUCGAGAAGCUUACGAUAAAACCUCAUCAGACCACCGCUCGGCCGCAACAAGACAUUAUUCAUCCACCUAUUAUCCCCGCAGAACUUCAGAGUUACGCCUCCAUCGUUAAGACUAAGAAGACCGUUGAGAAAUCGGUCAUACCUAUUACUAAACCAGCUUUAAUUGUUACUACCAAACAAUCAGUAUCCUCUUCACAGGAGACUGUCAACGCGUGGCGGAAAAGUGUUCAAUUCAAAAAUCAUACAUUUGCUCCCGCUGAAGUUAAGAAAGUAUCCAAUUAUAAACUUAGAGUAGAAUUUGACAACCAAGAGCAAAGGGACGAGAUUCUUGAGGCAAUAAACAAACCAGACAGUCUCGUUAGCGCGGAAAUAGCUAAGAAACUUAAGCCUAUGGUAAUACUGAAGGGUAUUUUUAAAGACACCCCCGUAUCUGAACUAAACGAUAUUAUCAUUAAGCAAAAUCCCAAAAUUAAAGAUUUAAUUAACACACCCGAAGACUUGACAUAUAAAUUUAUUCGCAAUAACAAAAAUCAAAAACUUUACAACGCUGUGUUCAUGGUCACCCCCCAUAUUUGGAGGGCAAUCAUAGAAUUACAAAAAGUAAACAUAGACCACCAACGUGUACACGCAGAGGACCAUCCGGCAUUUCUACAGUGCUACAAGUGCAUGAAAUUUGGACACACCAAGAAGCACUGCACUGAAGAUAUAAUAAUCUGUUCCCACUGCUCCUCCAACUCACACACCUACAGGGAUUGCCCUGAUAAAAAAGAUCACAAUAAGAUAAAUUGCCAUAACUGCACAGAACACGCUAAUAAAUACAAAUUAAAUUCUGAUACAAAACAUAGCGCUACAUCAUUACACUGCCCUCGCGUAUUAAAACAAAUUGAAAUUUGCAAGAACAAAACUGACUAUGGAUAUCAAAAAUAA
Molecule: messenger RNA, 1296 nt
Organism: Parnassius mnemosyne (clouded apollo)
Lineage: Eukaryota; Metazoa; Arthropoda; Insecta; Lepidoptera; Papilionidae
Source: the annotation of a GenBank genome assembly